Cordyceps militaris CM01 is the source of this 2544-nucleotide messenger RNA. RefSeq names its product pre-mRNA splicing factor SYF1. The transcript is spliced from 2 exons. Bases 1 to 2544 code for a protein of 847 amino acids. Gene Ontology annotation, biological process: generation of catalytic spliceosome for first transesterification step; mRNA splicing, via spliceosome. The record is from RefSeq and is a predicted model, not a curated record. Lineage: Eukaryota; Fungi; Ascomycota; Sordariomycetes; Hypocreales; Cordycipitaceae. Gene Ontology annotation, cellular component: U2-type catalytic step 2 spliceosome; Prp19 complex; post-mRNA release spliceosomal complex. Gene Ontology annotation, molecular function: protein binding.
AUGGCAGCUAUGGUAGCAAACGGACAGGCGCACCUGCGCCAAAACCUCCAUCUUGUGACAAACGAGGACUCCGUCUACGAACAAGACAUCAUACGUGACCCAUCAACGAUAAAGCCAUGGCUCGUGUAUAUCGAAUUCAAGUCCCGCUAUGGAAAUGCCCUCGAGAAAGCCUUUGUCAUGGCGCGUGCCUGCGCCCAGCUCCCUCGAUCGUACAAGCUAUGGAAAAUGGUGAGUGGCGGCGACGCCAUAAAACUCAUAAUCCUUUGUGCAAUGACUAACCAGCCGCAGUAUUUGGAGUUUCGUGUCAAACACGUUUCGAAAUUAAACUCUGCCAUGUUUAAUAACGAGUACAACAAGGUCAACGCGCUCUUCGAACAGGCUCUGAUUCUACUCAACAAGAUGCCUCGAAUCUGGGAAAUGUACCUGGCUUUUCUAAUGAAGCAGCCGAUUGUGACGACCGCCCGUCGAGUUUUUGACCGAGCCCUACGCGCCCUGCCGAUAUCCCAGCACAACCGCAUCUGGGCCCUGUACAUUCCAUUUGCCAACGCUGCGUCAGGCGAGACCGCCGUCAAGAUCUGGCGUCGCUAUAUGCAGGUACAUCCUGAACAUGCCGAGGACUUUAUUGAGCUUCUCAUCAAGGCUGGACUGUACACCGAGGCUGCGACAACGUACAUCAAGAUUCUCAACAACACAAAAUUCGUGAGCAAAAACGGCAAGGGCCACUUUGAACUUUGGAAUGAGCUGGUGGAAUUGCUCGUGAGCCAUGCUACCAAUGUCCAAACUGGCCACGAAACUGGUAUCGAUGUCGAGGCCAUUAUUCGCAGCGGAAUUGCUAGAUUUUCAGAUCAACGAGGCAAGCUCUGGGCCGGGUUGGCAACCUACUGGAUCCGAUGUGGGAGUUUUGAGCGCGCGCGCGAUACCUUUGAAGAGGGUAUCACUAGUGUCAUGACCGUCCGCGACUUUACACUCAUCUUUGACUCUUAUGUAGAGUUUGAAGAGUCUGUAAUUGGCGCCUUAAUGGAAAUGGCGACUGCCCGCGCCCAGAAAGGUAUCGACGAUGAGGAAGCAGACUUUGAGCUCGAUAUCCGCAUGAUGCGAUUCGAGCACCUGAUGGACCGACGGCCGUUUCUCCUCAACGACGUGCUACUUCGACAAAAUCCCAACCAAGUGCUGGAAUGGGAGAAGCGAGUGGCACUCUGGGGCGACAACAAGGCCGAAGCUGUACAGACCUACACAGAUGCCAUUGCCAAGAUUCAACCGAAGCAUGCCAUUGGCCCGUUCCAUCAACUUUGGACCAAUUAUGCAAAGUUUUAUGAAGCAGGGGGCGAUAUCCGCGCUGCUCGAAUCAUCAUGGAGAAGGCUGUCAAGGUGCCUUUCAAAUCAGUCGCAGAGCUUGCCGACAUGUGGAUUGAAUGGGCUGAGAUGGAGCUCCGAAACGAAGACUUUGACGAGGCUACUCGGAUCAUGGCCAAGGCUGUUCAGGCGCCGAAGCGAUCAAACGUCGACUAUUUUGAUGAGACGCUCUCGCCACAGCAGCGAGUACACAAGAGUUGGAAGUUGUGGAGCUUCUACGUGGAUCUCGUCGAGAGUGUUUCGACAAUGGAGGAUGUAAAGAAGGUGUAUGAACGUAUUUUCGAGCUCCGCAUUGCCACGCCACAAACCGUGGUUAACUAUGCCAACCUACUGGAGGAAAAUGAGUACUUUGAGGAGUCGUUCAAGAUUUACGAGAGAGGUCUGGAUUUGUUCAGCUAUCCCGUGGCGUUUGAGCUGUGGAACAUGUACCUGACCAAGGCUGUGGAUCGCAAGAUUGGGAUUGAGCGACUGCGUGACUUGUUCGAGCAGGCGGUUGAGGACUGCCCGCCCAAGUUCGCCAAGACCAUCUACCUGAUGUACGGCAACCUGGAGGAAGAACGCGGACUUGCGCGUCACGCGAUGCGCAUCUACGAACGUGCGACGAGAGCGGUUUCUGACGAAGACCGGGCCGACAUGUUUCACUUUUACAUCACCAAGUCGGCUUCCAACUUUGGUCUUCCGUCGACGCGACCGAUUUACGAGCGGGCCAUCACCGCGCUGCCCGACGAGGAAGCCAAAGACAUGUGCCUCAAGUUUGCGGACAUGGAGAAGCGACUAGGCGAAAUUGACCGCGCGCGCGCCAUCUUUGGCCACGCGUCGCAGUUUUGCGACCCGCGCACCAAUGCCGACUUUUGGAGCAAGUGGGAGUCGUUCGAGGUGCAGCACGGCAACGAGGACACGUUCAAGGAGAUGCUGCGGAUCAAGCGCAGUGUGCAGGCGCAGUACAACACGGAUGUCAACUUUAUCGCCUCGCAGGCCCUGGCAAAGAGUCAGGCGGCGGCGGCGGCAGCAGGUCAGGAGAUGGACGCCGACACGCAAGACGCCAUGGCGGCGCUGGAGAGACAGGCGCGCGCGCCGCAAGGGUUCGUGGCCGCAAGCACGGGACCGGUGGGCGGCGGGGUGCAAGAUACCAAGCCGGCUGUGGCGGCCAAUCCAGAUGCGAUUGACAUUGACAGCGGCGAUGACGAGUAA